Messenger RNA from Chenopodium quinoa (quinoa), 2327 nucleotides. RefSeq names its product ultraviolet-B receptor UVR8-like. The coding region runs from base 471 to 1847 and encodes 458 amino acids. NCBI's taxonomy places the organism in Eukaryota, Viridiplantae, Streptophyta, Magnoliopsida, Caryophyllales, Amaranthaceae. The transcript has 12 exons. The record is from RefSeq and is a predicted model, not a curated record.
CCCUUAAUUUCACAGCAAAUGAGAGGUGCACAAUGUUAAUGGCCACCACCAUACCCACACCCAUUCUCUGUAACUUUCUCUUUCUUUUGUGCAAUGAAUGCAACAAUCUCAAUUCAAUUUCACCUGCAUUUGUCGCUUCCAUUUCCGUCUUUUAAAACUUCUUCCUAUUGAACGGUAAUUGUUUCAAAAAAAAAAAAAAAAAAAAAAGAAAAGAAAAAAAAAUCAAAACAGGAAGACGAACCAACAGUGGAACUCCACAAACCAGCCACAUGCUGUAUCUCUUUCACUAUAAAUACCCAUUUAACUGAUCUUGCCUUUUCUUUCUUCUGUCUUUGUCACUUACUAUCUUUCCACUUCACACUCUAUAGUUGCCAGAAUUUUGAAGAUUUUUCUGGGUUUGUUUUUGUUUGUUUUCAUGUGUUUUUGGGGUCUAAUUCUGGGUUUUUGGAUUGUUUGAAUUUGAUCAAGAAAUGGGUACAAUUGAGAAAGAUCAAACUGCGGUGGCUGCUGCGGCGGCGAAAGAGGACAGAAGUGGGUUUACCCCUCAAACACUCCGUCAAAUUCUGCUUGUUUCUGCUGGUGCUAGUCACUCUGUUGCUCUUCUUUCUGGAAAUGUGGUUUGCUCUUGGGGAAGAGGUGAGGAUGGACAAUUAGGCCAUGGAGAUGCUGAAGAUCGAUUUUCACCAGUGCAAUUAAGCGCAUUGGAUGGGCACGAUGUUAACUCCAUUACUUGUGGAGCUGAUCAUACCCUUGCAUAUUCUGAGCCACGUGUGCAAGUCUACAGUUGGGGAUGGGGUGAUUUUGGAAGAUUAGGUCAUGGAAACUCUACCGAUCUAUUCAUUCCUCAUCCAAUCAAGACAUUAGAUGGUGUCAAGAUCAAGCAGAUUGCUUGUGGAGACAGUCACUGUUUGGCAGUCACUAUGGAUGGGGAGGUAGCAAGUUGGGGAAGGAACCAAAAUGGCCAGCUUGGUAUUGGAACUGCUGAGGAUUCACUUAUCCCACAAAAGAUUCAAGCCUUCCAGGGAAUACCUGUGAAAAUGGUAGCUGCUGGUGCUGAGCAUAGUGCUGCUGUCACGGAAUCUGGUGAGGUGUAUGGCUGGGGAUGGGGCCGGUACGGAAAUUUGGGGUUAGGUGACAGAAAGGAUCGCUUAGUUCCCGAGAGAUCUUCGUCGAUUGAUGGUAUAAAAAUGAUUCAAGUUGCAUGUGGAUGGAGGCAUACAAUAACUGUUACCUCUUCUGGCAGUAUAUACACUUACGGAUGGAGUAAAUAUGGUCAGCUGGGGCAUGGAGAUUUCGAAGAUCAUUUAACUCCAUAUAAGUUGGAAGCUCUAAGUGGUCAAAUCAUUUCUCAGAUCUCAGGUGGUUGGAGACAUACCAUGGCAGUUACUUCUGAAGGAAAGCUUUAUGGAUGGGGAUGGAAUAAGUUUGGACAGGUGGGUGUGGGUGACAAUGCUGACUGCUGCUCUCCUGUGCAAGUUUUGUUUCCCCAUGAUCAGAAAGUAAUGCAAAUUUGCUGUGGAUGGAGGCACACAUUGGCUGUUACAGAGAGGAAUAAUGUGUUUUCUUGGGGAAGAGGUACUAAUGGUCAGCUUGGGCAUGGGGACUCUGCAGAUAGAAAUUCUCCAACAAUGAUAGAGGCCUUGAGCAUGGAAGGAUCUGGUGGUCAAAGGAUCGAGGCAUCAAAUGCAGAUCCAUCAGCAGGGAGAAUUUUGGUUCCACCAUCAGGAAGAUAUGCUGUCGUCCCUGAUGAGCAAGCUUCAACUGCAGGCUCAAGGGACAAUGGUGGUGACGCAAGUGUACCAGAAAAUGACGUAAAACGGAUACGAGUUGGCCCUGGACCUGCUUAACAGCAUGAGAUAUAGGAUGAUUUGCAGGAACAAAGUUUCUUCUGAGCUUCAUGGGACUGAUCUGCGUGUAUUUUGUAUAUAUACGUCUGUUAUUCAAGAUAAACUUCAUUGGAUGUAUCUGAUCGACCACUCUUGAUCAACGCUCCAUUGUUUUGGUCUCUAUCAAUGCUUACCCCCCUGUUUCUUUUGCGGCGAAUGUUUGGCUGUACAACAGUACACUUGAGAAUUUGGGAAGAUUUUGCAAAGUUGCAGUUGAGUCUUAUUUGCACUUUGUUUAAAUUUUUGGAAAUGAUGCAUGAUCACAUUGGCACAGUCCACACCCCAAGGUCCCCAAGCCUUCUAAAAAUGCAUUGGUUAGAAUAGACAAGUACUCUAUAAUCCGAAUAUAUUAUUAUACUCCGUACUUAAACAUAAUACUCCGUAAUUCGUACGGAUUUAUUUGGGUUUAACCUUGUGAAUUGAAGCCCAACAAAAAAUUCA